AUGGAUGAAGUUACGAAUGCAGAUCAGACGUUUAAAGCGGCCGUUAUGUCGAUGGAUGGGAAGUUAGCGACGAAUGGUGGCAGUAACAGAGUGAAUAGCAGUUUGAACGCGGCAACAUCCCCUGCUGUGGUGUGUUCGAUGGGCAGCACUAUGGGAAGCGGGUUCACUGGCAACAUGAACGGUGCGGUUGGCAGCCCGAUGAGCAGCCCCGUUGCCAAUCCGAUGAACAACAGCAUCGUGAACGCAGUGGGCAUUGCAAGGACGAGCGGCAUAAACGGAAGCAACAUCGUACGGAUGAGUAAUGUCCUUGGAAAAGGUAACAACAACAAGAGUGGCAGUAACGGCUGCGGCACAAACAUGGGGCUGAUAAAGAGCUCGCCAAAUAAUGACCCCAGCAUUCUAGCCAACAAUUUGGUGAACACUGUGGUGAACACUAUGGUGAGUAGUGCCAUGGUGGAUACCAUUUCGAAUGGCAACCACGGUGGUGCCAACAACAGCGGUGGAAACAGCAGCGCUGUCAACCUGGGAAAUAACCCUGUGACGAAUGGAAGGAAACCCCCCCCAGCAAAGGGCCCUCCCACCCAGCCUGGAACGGGCCAAGUAAUCAAGAAGAAAGUAGGAAGGCCCAAAGGAGCCUCUUCUGCAAAUAAAGUGAUAAAAAAGGAAGAAAAGAUUUCGACGUCUUCGUCCGGCUACCCAGGGGUCAGUUGGAACAAGAGGAUGUGUGCAUGGCUAGCUUUUUUCUAUGAUGGAGCUUCCAGAAGAAGUAGGACUUUUCAUCCCAAACACUUCAACAUGGACAAGGAAAGGGCCCGACUAGCAGCAGUAGAAUUUAUGAAGUCAUUAGAAAAUAAUGGUAGGAAAAAAUCAACAAAAAAUAAAACAGAGAAGAAUAAAACGAAGCAAUUAAAUGAAGAGAUGAUGCCAGGGAUGUUGAAUAACGACAUGGCAAGCAGCUUAAAUAGCAGAGCCCCAAAUGGCACUCCAAUCCCGAUGCAUUUAAUGUCGUUGAAUCGCGGAUUCUAUAUGCCAGGCAUGAAUAGAAAUUUCAACCACGCAGGGAUGUCCCCAAAUGAUAGAAGUAGUAUGAUCAACACGUACAACCCAUUAAGUAACACGUCAAAUUUAGGAGGCAUGGGCCAAAGCAUGCAAGACCCAGGUGGAAUUUAUAUACAUAAUGGGGGAGCAGCUCCUCCCACCAUGUUUGGAGGCAACAUGCACAUGUUAAGCGGUGUCAAAGGUAACGUAAACGGUACGAGUUGCACAAGUAGUACUAACAGCAACGGUGGUGGUAGCGGUUGCGGUAACAGCGGCGGCAGUUGUAAUAAUAUGCUCUACCUGAACGAGUUGAUGUUUCAUUCCAAUAUUAUGCCGACAGGAGUGGGAGGUGGUGCGGGAAGGGGAAAUGCAGGAAAUGCUGCCGGGGGUGGAAAUGUGACCUUUGUUGAUAGAAAUCUGAGCAGCAGCCAUGCUGCCAGUGAACUUCUAAAAUUGGAAGAGAAUUUAGCAUUACACAAUAAAGACAUGGAAACUUUAAUGAAUGCACUUUUUAGACAGAAUUAUAAUAUGAACAUGGGCAUGGCCAACAUGGAUAAGCAUCAUCAAUACCUGCACAGUAGUGGGAAGAACAAUGGUACUGGGCAGGGUGGCAUGAAGACAUCCUCGAGCAGUUCCAACGGAGGACCCCACGGUGGAAGUGGAGUCCUCAAGAGUGUCAACGGUGUGAAUAACAGUAACGGGGUCAACCCUAUUGGGAACAGUAACCUCCCCAACAGUACCACAGCGGCCAAUGCGAUGAACGGCAAUGCCUCCCCAGGCCCCCAUCUAUAUCUGCCCAAUCAUGCCGCAGGUGUCAACCAUGCUGCGGGUGAUGUGUUUGAAAAUGGGAACGAGUCAAGUAAUGGGGUCACCAUGCCAAACAUGACCAGCAUGGCAAAUGUAGCCAACAUGGUCAGCUUGCCUAACAUGGGCAACCUCCUCCCCAACAUGGGAAACCUGCCAAACUAUUAUGACUACGAUUUUGACCCAUAUCAAGGGAAUAUUUCUCCUCAUCUGAUCGACAUGAUGCACCGGUUAAACAGCGACAUGAAGGAUGGUAGUAAUAAAAGUGGUGGAGUGGGGGGUGGAGUAGGGGGUGUAUCGGAAGGCCGAAGUGACGACAUGAAUGAGUUAAAUUUCUGUUCCACGGAUAAUAACGCCGCUUGGAUUAACCAACUAAAACAUUCGCACAAUAAUCUCUGCAAUAAUUUAAACGGCAACCCUUGUGAUUUAUGUGAUACAAGUAGUGCCUCUCCUGAGUCGAAUAUGGCGAAGAAGAUGGACAUGGGUAACCGGGAAAAAGCAGCCAAUUCGAACGCCACGAAUGAAGGCACGUACAAUUUUAUGGCACCAUGGAAUGGAAGUAACCCUAACUCGAGUAACAACCGAAUCAAUGACUUGGACAGUAGUAAUGACAACAGCGUCGAUAGCAGCCACCUUGCAGCGAACAGCGCUUCGAAUAGUAAUGCCCUAAAAUUGGCCAACCCCAACAAUGUCCUCCUUUGCAUGUCAACAAAUAAUAACCAGAUUAGUUCUGUUUCACAGAAUGCAACACAUCUGGCAGCGAACAUCGAAAUGAACCCCAAAGAGAGUUCCUCCCAUUCUUCAUCUGCCUUUUCUGGCCCAACUAAUAUACAAGACAUUCAGAAGCAGUUGCAUUUUCAGACCCAGUCAGGUCUUGGCACAUCUUCUCCAGAUUUGCAUAAUGCAUUACAAAUGGCUAAGCAGACGAAUAACUUUCCGCAGAGGGGUUUUACCACUAGUAACAGUAAUGGUGCAACAAACAACAACGUCAGUGGUGGUAGCACUAGUGGAGGAGGCUCAAAUCCCAUUAGUAGUCCCACUUCCAAUGGAACAACUGCGCAUAAGAAAAGGGGGCCAAAGGAUAACCGGAAGGCCCUAUUACCCCCCGCGGCGGGCGUAACAGCGGUUGCACCCGUAGGAGCAACAGCGAGAGUAGCAGCCGGAGUAGCACCGGCGGCCGGAUCUUCACAUGCUAUGAACACACAGCAGGCGCAGAAUGGAAAAACAAAUGCGAUGAACCUGAAUUUCGCCGACCAGAACAAUUUAUGUACCAACCUGAAUGGCAUAAUGAAUUUCGAGUGGCUCAGCUCCGACGCGAAGACGCAUCCGAAUAUGAAUAACCAGGGCGCGUUCGAGACGGGAGAUGCGUGA
Plasmodium inui San Antonio 1 is the source of this 3213-nucleotide messenger RNA. RefSeq lists its product as hypothetical. The coding region runs from base 1 to 3213 and encodes 1070 amino acids. The record is from RefSeq and is a predicted model, not a curated record. Lineage: Eukaryota; Apicomplexa; Aconoidasida; Haemosporida; Plasmodiidae. Gene Ontology annotation, molecular function: DNA-binding transcription factor activity. The transcript has a single exon. Gene Ontology annotation, biological process: regulation of DNA-templated transcription.